Molecule: messenger RNA, 1692 nt
Organism: Apodemus sylvaticus (European woodmouse)
Lineage: Eukaryota; Metazoa; Chordata; Mammalia; Rodentia; Muridae
Gene: Ccdc38
Product: coiled-coil domain containing 38
Exons: 16
Coding region: 1-1692 (563 amino acids)
Cellular component (GO): centrosome
Source: RefSeq, a predicted model, not a curated record
AUGACAUCCCAGGUGCACACGUCAAGGAGUUCUGGAGAUGAAGGAAAAGAUGCUGGACUCAAAAAAGAAAGACCCUACAAGAUCUUUUUCAAAGAUCUCUUCCUUUUCAAAGAAAAUGAAAUCGCUGCAAGGAAAAAGGAAAGAAUGAAGAACCACAACAUGAAAAUCUACCAAAAGACUACGUUUUCAUCCCGAAUGAAGAGUCGUUCACACCUUGGCCAGCUAGCUUUUUUCGCUGACGCAGGUGGCAGCUCCUAUGAACGUCUGGGGCUAGACCCCACUCUUAUUCUCAGACUGACAGAAGGUGCGGACAGAAAGAGGACCGUCCAUGAGUUUAUUAAUGACCAAAGAGACAGAUUUCUACUUGAGUACGCGGUGUCGACCAAGAAAAACACAAUCAAAAGGUUUGAAAGACUCAUAGCCAUGAAAGAAAAUCAACUCAAAAAAGCGGAGAAAAAGCUCCAAGAUGACGCCUUGUCCUUUGAAGAGUUCCUGCGAGAAAAUGACCAGAGAUCUGUGGAUGCUCUCAAAAUGGCAGCACAAGAAACAAUAAACAAACUCCAAAUGACGUCCGAGCUCAAGAAAGCAAGCAUGGAAGUUCAAGCAAUAAAGAGUGAAAUAGCAAAAACAGAGUACCUCCUCAAGGAGUACAUGAAAUAUGGGUUUUUCCUGCUGAAGUUGUCUCCAAAACCAUGGCAAAUCCAGCAAUCGCAAAAAAGAGCCCAGUCAUCCAAAAGUAACCACAUUCUUCCAAAAAUCUUGGAAAAAUUCUCGAUAAACACCGGUAAAAGAGAUAACAGCAUCGACUCGGACGGGUUGUCGUUUUCAGAAGAUCGCAGUUCAAAGCGAGGAAGCCAGGGGGGAAGACACAGGAAAUCUGUUUCCGGCCAAGACUCUAGGAAGUCAUCUGUGAUCGCUCGGCCCGAAAGCAUGGCCUCAGAGGACAGUUUGGAGUACUUUCUAGAGGACGAGAUCGUGGAGUUUGAUCUGAUGCCAGAGAUUUAUUUCAAGGAGCCAGAGGAGUUACUUCAGGUCCUCACGGAGCUGGAAGAGCAGAACCUCACCUUGGUCCAGUAUUCCCAAGACGUGGAUGAGAAUCUCGAAGAUGUCAACAAAAGAGAAAGAUUCAUACAGGACAAGAUAAACAACAACAUCUCCUUCCUGCUGGAGCACAAGCACAUGCUCAGAGUGAGCUGUGAGCGAGAGGAGGAGAAGGCAGCGGAGUUGGAGCUGAGGUCCAGGCUCUUCAGUUUUGGAGAAUUCAAUUCCGACGCUCAGGAAAAGCUGAUAGACUCACUUAGCAGAAAAAUUAAUCAAGUAUACAGAGUCUGCAUUGGAGAUGCUGAGGUCGGCAGCUUGAAUGCAGUUCAAAAACUGGUCAAAGUAGAGUCCCGCCUGGUGGAGCUGAGUGACCUCAUUGAAUCUAUUCCCAAAGAAAAUGUGGAAGCGAUUGAAAGGAUCAAACAGAAGGAGCGACGGCAAAAGCUGCGUGAAGAGAAGAUGAAGGAGAAGCAGAGACACCAGGAGGAGCGGCUAAAAGCUGCUCUGGAAAGAGCAGUGGCCCAGCCCAAGAAGAAGUUGGGAAGACGACUUAUCUACCGUUCGAAACCUCAAUCUGCUAACAAGCAUGAGCUCCUUUUAGUCGGUGAUACAAGAGCAAAAUCACAGGAGGAAGAGUAUUUUUUUAGUUGA